Messenger RNA from Ectocarpus sp. CCAP 1310/34, 1978 nucleotides. NCBI's taxonomy places the organism in Eukaryota, Phaeophyceae, Ectocarpales, Ectocarpaceae. The record is from the annotation of a GenBank genome assembly.
ACUGCUGUGAAUGAGAUGAGCUGUCACGCACCGGUUGGCCGGGCACCCAGCACUAGCCAAGCAAGUGCGCUCCAUACUGUGCCGCUGUGCAGCUGUGCAGAGAGGCAAAGGCUGAAACAAUCGAGAAAACCAUGGCAUCCGGUCCGUCUUGGAUGCAACGAGAUCAAGGCGAGGGACUUACGGCAGCGGAUGGAGGCAUUGGCGCUGAUGGCACGAACGAACCAAAUGGAAGCUACGGCGCAAUCAAGGCAGAGAUGACGGACACCAACCCGGUGCGGUUCGGAUUUCGGGUGGCAUCCCUUGCGCUGGGGUUGAUGAUGAUUAUCGCCGCCUUGACGGAGCUGUGGAACCUGUCGUCUUUUACGACAUUUUUCAUCGCUCUGUACAAUCUUCUCUUCGCCGGAGUGCUGAUUCUUCACGAGAGCCAGGGGUUGAUUAUGUGCGAUGGGGUGGACUACACCAUGCGAAGAUAUUUCGGGCUGGUCUACGGCCACAUGGGCAGGGCUCUUUUCAUCAUCUUCAUCGCGUUUCUCAACUUUGCCUUGACUGACGCUGGGUGGUUCGCAACAUUUACGGGUCUUCUGUUGUUGUUGCAUGGAGGGGCAAUGAUUGUGGUGUUCACCAAGUACCCCCAUCUGCUGGACGAAGCACCUGGACUGGGCGAUCUCAAGACCACGGCACCGCCCAGACAAGACGAAUAUGCGCCUCCUCCGACGAUGCCGUCAACAAGCCUAUAAGCAAGCCUGUGACCGAGGUGAUGUGUAGCUGCACAGAACAUCGGUAAGGACGGGGAUGCGACGCACUGCGAUGGCACGGCCGCCGCCGCCGCCGCCGCCGCGAUGCCUACCAACAAUGGCACAGGCACCCACAAACCCAUUGAUGUGAUGGAUGGAGACGGGAACGGCACCGAACUGUACAGCACGGCAGGAUCGACACAAGCAAGCCGACGGAGUAAUAUGGCUUAUGUCGGUCAAGUCCCAGUUGUGAUUGGCGCUGCAACCGGGCCGCCGAUAACGUGAAUGUCUCGCACGAAUCGUGCCCAACGAACCUGGGAUGCCCAUGACAGUCGGAGCAGGUCGAGGUGGCUGUAGUUUGAUGACGGUGGUGGUUCAGCGGUGUGGCGAGGUCGGCUAGAGGUGUUUGAGGGGUGAGCUGUGUUGCUUCGCAGGCUGCUUGCAGACGGAAUGGCUGGCUUGGUGCAAUGCAGGAUUUUUGGGUCUUGUAGGCUCGUGGUGUAUCUACGUGUUUCUAUACAAACAGAGAAAAGGGAGCCCAAACCUGCCGAUAGGGCGAGUCGUACGCAGCAGUGUGUAUGCACCGCCGUGCCAUGCUUCAUGCACGUGCAACACCUUGCCGUUGUUUUGCAUAUGGCGGUGCAACUGUCGUAGAAUGUAUCGCCGCUGCUUGGUCUUUAGGUGCACUACGCAAGGAAGCACGGUGUUUUUCCAAGGGCCGUGGAAUGUGUCGCCGCUGCUUGGUCGUUGGGUGUACUAUGUUGUAAGGAGGCACGGUGUUUUUCCACCUGAGGCAUUUGGCCAGAUUUGUUUUUGAAGACUUGAUGUUUGAGUACUGCAUAUGUAGACAAAACUGCCGGCAGACAGGGGAAGCAGAACUAUUUGAUACCGUUCAUCAGAGAACGUUGCCGUCUUCGUGUGUCUUGAUCUGGCUCGUUGGGUAGUCAGCAAUCUGGGUGAAUACAUUUCGCCGUUGAUGGGAUUGUUGUGUUGUCAUACCUACGAAGGUCCCUUUUUUUGACCUGUGCAGUCGGGGCCCGGAGAUGAGAAAGGUACUCUUCGGGCCGAUGCUCGAUAUCUCUCGUAGUCUGUGCCGACCACCAGCUUGCCAUGUACUGUUGUUGGCUGUAUCAACGAAGCUCAUGUUAUUCGGUCCUACCUUUCCUACCGAUUGUUGUUUGUUUUUGUUGAACGUUCUUCCUGAUUUCCCACGGAGCUUGCGUCCCACAUUCUAAACGUCUCUG